Molecule: messenger RNA, 2833 nt
Organism: Archocentrus centrarchus (flier cichlid)
Lineage: Eukaryota; Metazoa; Chordata; Actinopteri; Cichliformes; Cichlidae
Gene: med25
Product: mediator complex subunit 25
Exons: 20
Coding region: 163-2400 (745 amino acids)
Biological process (GO): positive regulation of transcription by RNA polymerase II
Cellular component (GO): mediator complex; transcription regulator complex
Source: RefSeq, a predicted model, not a curated record
CGUUGUGGGCGUGUCGUGUCGUCACUUCCGUCAAAAAUACAACAAACGGUUAUGCUAGCUGUAUUUUGCUGUGACUUAUAAAUAAAUAAAGUUGAUUUCUACAGUUAUAUUUAGGUCCAACGGAUUCAGCCGUUCGUCGGACAGUCGCAGACCAUCAGAUCUAUGGUGGCCGGCUCGGCACUCAUGGAGCCAUCCAGUAAACCUGGGCCUAACCAGGUGGCUGAUGUGGUGUUUGUCAUCGAAGGGACAGCAAACCUUGGACCAUACUUUGAAUCUCUAAGAAAAAAUUACAUACUUCCAGCUAUUGAGUAUUUUAACGGAGGACCUCCAGCAGAAACAGAUUUUGGUGGGGAUUAUGGAGGGACUCAGUAUGGUCUUGUGGUGUUCAACACAGUGGACUGCGCUCCAGAGUCAUAUGUCCAAUGUCACGCACCAACCAGCUCAGCCUUUGAAUUUGUGUCUUGGAUUGACAGCAUACAGUUUAUGGGAGGUGGAGCGGAAAGCUGCAGUCUGAUUGCAGAGGGACUUUCUGUGGCCUUGCAGCUCUUCGAUGACUUUAAGAAGAUGAGGGAGCAAAUAGGUCAGACCCAUAAGGUGUGUGUGCUGCUGUGUAAUUCCCCUCCAUACCUGCUCCCUGCUGUGGAGAGUGUCAGCUACACUGGUUGCACAGCAGACAGCCUGGUCAAAAUCAUCAGAGAUAGAGGAAUUCACUUCUCUGUUGUGGCUCCGCGGAAACUUCCCCCUCUAAGGGCUUUGUUUGAACGAGCGUCACCAGUAGGGGGGGCAGUUGAACCUCUUCCUGACUACAGUCAGGAUCCGUUCCACAUGGUCCUAGUCAGAGGCAUCUCGCUUCCUGUUUCCUCAGGUGGAGGACCCGGGCCGCACAAACCUGUCCUUCCUCCUCAGGUGCCGACUGGUAGUCAGUCUGUUGUUGGAACUCCACAGCCACCUCCACCCAUUAACACAACCCCUCCUUAUCAGAAUCCGCCCCCCUUGAUUGCCGCUCAGGUGGCAGCACAGAUGGCCGUGGAGGCAGCCAACAACCAGAAGAAUCCCUUCCCAGGAAUGGUUAACUCAGGCCCUCCAUUCACCAAUCACCCUGUAGUGAAGCCCCAUCAGCCGAGCUUAUCAACAGUUAAUACGGGAAAUACGCCAAUCCAGUCAGUUCCUCCCAAUCAGCAGCAGCCAGUUCCACCCCCAGGACCACCAGCACCCAGCCAGCAGACACAACCACUCCCUCAGCAGCCGCAGCACCCAGCAAAUCAGACCACGCCACCAUCAGCGCCUCCUGCUAUGCCCAGAGGUCAAGUCAAUGCAAAUCCAAUUCCACAAGGACAAGGUGUCACCAAUAAAGUAGUGGCUUGGACUGGUGUUCUUGAGUGGCAAGAGAAACCUAAAGCCUCAUCUAUGGAUUCAGCCACCAAGCUGACACGUUCUCUGCCGUGUCAGGUGCACGUCAACCAGGGAGAAAAUCUGAACACAGACCAGUGGCCACAGAAGCUCAUCAUGCAGCUGAUUCCACAGCAGUUACUGACAACCUUAGGCCACCUCUUCAGAAACUCUCGGAUGGUUCAGUUUCUCUUCACGAACAAAGACGUGGAGUCACUGAAAGGCUUGUACCGCAUUAUGGCCAAUGGUUUUGCUGGCUGCGUUCACUUCCCCCACACUACCUCACCCUGUGAAGUGCGAGUGCUGAUGCUGCUCUACUCGUCCAAGAAGAGAAUAUUCAUGGGCCUCAUCCCCAAUGACCAGAGCGGUUUUGUCAACGGCAUCCGACAGGUCAUCACCAGCCACAAGCAGGUCCAGCAGCACAGAGCGCAGUUGAGCAGUGGAGCAGGACCGAUGCAACCUGGUCAAGUCCCCCCCAAUCAGAACUUCCUCAACAGGCCCCCUGGUCCUAUUCCCGUUUCCCAUGGCAAUGUCCAGCAGCAGUCUGUGGUGGUGGGCAUGCCCCCUGUUAGUCAGGUAUCUAUGAUGGAGGAGCAACAGAGACAGAACAACAUGAUGACAAUGAGAGCUGCCGGACCAACCAAUCAACAGCCGCCUGUCAGUGGCGCUCCACCUAAUCAAGUUCCGACUAGCGGACAAGCCCCGCCCCAGGGUCCCAUCCUUCGCCUCACAAAUCCAGGAGCCAAUCCACAGCUUCGCAGUCUUCUUCUCAGCCAACAGCAGCCACAGGGUGGGGUGUCUCACAUGCCAGGCAUGAUGUCUCACCAAGGUUUGGGACAGCAGUUGGUCCACCAGACACCAGGAGGCGGGGCUCAAAUGCAGGGCCAGUGGAGGCAACCCAUGGCAGGUCAGAUGAUGAUGCCUGGAGGUCAGAGAGGAGCUGUACCACAGCCCGGGAUGCCCCAGGUCUCCAGCAUCAUGGAGGAUGAAGUCCUCAUGGACCUUAUCUGAUGGAGCUAGGCUUUGUAGUUGAAUCCAGGCAGCCAUUUUUCCAGUUUGGACACAUAUGUCUGCUCUGUCGCUUUAAUCCUACAAGUGUUCAACAUAAUGAAACAAAUAAUGAGCAGCUUUUUUUUUCUUUUCUUUCAUUUUUUUACAGGACUGAGUAGCUGAAGUUAAUUAGGGGCAGACAAUGUGAGCAUUAGUUUUUCAUGUAAAUGUUCAAAACCAUCAGCACGCUAAUCCCACAUGCUACACACAGGACAGAAAAGCAAUCAUACUUGUAGAAACUAUACUCUGUAAGUUUUAUCAUUGAAAUGGGAUCCUGUGUUAUUUUUUUUCCUUUUUAAUUAAGAUUUUACUUUCUCCUGUUACUUUAUUUUUUUUAAUUGUUGGUCAAGUUGUUUUAUGAAGAUAAAAUAAAACUAAGCAUCAUGUGAAAGUU